This is a messenger RNA of Fomitopsis serialis, 1698 nucleotides long. RefSeq lists its product as uncharacterized. Bases 8 to 1402 code for a protein of 464 amino acids. The transcript is spliced from 3 exons. Lineage: Eukaryota; Fungi; Basidiomycota; Agaricomycetes; Polyporales; Fomitopsidaceae. The record is from RefSeq and is a predicted model, not a curated record.
CUCGACUAUGCCACUACCAUCGCAUUUGCAGCUACCGCUCGAGCUACACGAAUACAUAAUCGACUAUCUCCACGAUGACCAGCGCGCACUCAGGGCUUGCAGCCUUGCGUACCGAGGCUUGCUCCGCACCACUAGACACCACCUCUUCGAGUCUAUCGUCCUCCGACGGGUCGCGGACUGUCUUCGCUUCCUCGACGCCCUGGAAUCCUCUGCGCAGACUCCAGUCAGGAUCGCAGAUUAUGUCCGGGAUAUCCAGCUUCCCUACAUGGCGCUCGUGAGAGGGAAUCGAGGGGAACGAAAGGGGUGGCGUUUCGAGCUGUUGCGUCGGAUACUCCGCGACCUGCGCAACCUCGCCUGUCUACGAAUGCACGCUUUCGAUUGGUUGGGAUUCUUUGACCUCUUAACUAUGGAGACUUUCGCUGCGAGGAGCCUGACGGAAGCGAUGGCCGCGUUCUUCCCUUUCCCAAACCUCAAGAAACUGCACAUCGACCACUGCGUCCUCCGUUCGUCACGCGAGCUGACACGGCUCAUGUCUGUCUUUCCUCGACUCUCAUGGCUGGACCUGCAGCUGAUCGUGGAGCCUUCGAUACCGGGCGAAUCGUCUCCAGAGCCCUCUGACGACCUCAGGGAUCUGCAAUGCGUUGAACUCGGUACGAACAUGAGGACGCUCGUGGCGGAUUUCAAUUAUAGCUCGCAAGCUAUGCUCGCGUGUAUCGUGGAAUCACUGCUCGGACCUCCGUUCGAAGUGAAUCUCAGUCGAGUUGUAUGGGAUGCAGGCCCCCUUGAGAGGCGUCAGGUAGAUGAUAUGUCCCUGUUGAAAGAAGUGAUACGGAGGUCGGAGGCCACCUUGGAGUCGUUCAAGGCAACAUUCCCUGAAGACGGUGAGUCGCUUCCGCAGUUGCUAAUCAGUGUCACUCACCUGUAUGUCGGGAUGGUAGCGUGGCUGACAGACCUUGAUCUGUCUCGUCAUCAACAGCUCACGACGUUCACUCUCGCUCUCCGCUUCGACGUCGAGAACCCCUUCUUCUCUGCAUUACCCGUCUUCUUCUCUGGGCUCACAUCCGAACGGCUGCGCGAUGUCCACCUGCACUUCGAGCUUGUCGACAUUGCUGCUGAAUGGGCCUACGUCGACUGGCCUCGUCUGGACCAAGCCUUUGCUUCUCUCCACAGAAGAUGUCCCUUGUUGAGUAUCACCUUCCACGUCCACAGUAUCGUGGUAACGGGUAGCGAGAGACCCCAUGUCUUCCAUCCUCUCAAGGAGCGACUGUCGCAAACUAUAGAAGCGGGGAUGCGCGUCGCAUUAGUGCUUACCAAGACCGUCUUCCGCCCCCGGGAUGAUAGCAACGAGCCGUUGCACAUGGAGUUUACCACUGAAAUUGAAGAACGCUGCUGGUUGUCAUGAAGGACCUCAGUGAGGAUAUAAUGCUGACAUCGUGUAGACACUGGCAUGGUCAUCUGCCUUCGUGUCUACAGGUGCUGGAGUUCCCUUUUCGCAAAGCAAGAGGUUUCGACAGAGAGAGCUCGAUGAGCUUGUAAAAUACAUUCCGUGUACCACAGUCUACCACUUCAGCUAUUUGGUGAUACACAAUCAUACACCUGAGUUCAAUUGAAUUACAUCACGAUGUCGAGAGCGACAUUGUUGGAUGCGAACUUCGAUUUCUGAGAUUCUUCAUCUUUCACGUCAAACAUUGUGCGAUC